ACAAUAGAUGAUAAGCUAAAAAACUCAUCACGACAUUCCACUUCUCUUCGACCCUAAAACAUUUUCAUGUCUUAAAGGAUCCUCCUCCCUCCCCCCUCUCUCUCUGUCUGCAACCAAACAACUCUUUCAGAAAACAUCCAAAAAAAAAUGGCAAUUAAUUAGUUUAUCUAUCAAAGCCUGGAGGUUCAGAAGGGUUUGUUGGUGAUGCUGAUAAUGGGGGAGUUCAGGGUACAUUUUGGGUAGAGCUGAGUAUAAUUUCAGAAGGUGAUGGGUUCGAGUAGUAGCAAAAAUGUUGUCGGAUCUUCAUCUUCAUUCCCGUCCUCAACCAAUGGUCGUCGAAAGAAUCAACUGAUUGGAACUACGGUUUCCAAGUGUUCAUGUCUCGGUGGUCUAUCAUCUGGAUCUUAUGAAACUGAUGCUAGUGAAGAUGAGGUUUCUAAUGAGCGCAACAAGGCAAGUAGGCGACUGAGUGGUGAAACCCUAAGUGUAGAGCAAAAUAGAGCAGAAUCAAUCCAAGUGAAGCGUGGAAAGGUUAAAGUUUUAGAAGAUUCUAGUGAAGUACCUUCGAUAUCUAUUGAAAGUGAGCUUGAUGAUGAGUGGGGCCAAGUUAAUGAUAUUGCACGAACUUCUUCUGUAGCUGAUGGCAGCUCUUCUCAAGUUGCUUCAAGUCGUUCACGUUCACGCUUUAGUUUCUUUCCUGGUAAUAUAAGUUUCAGGCUGAGUAGAGCAGCCAGCUUAGGGUCAUCAAGGGCUUAUUCUCUUUUCCCUAAUGGUUUCACAGGUUCAAACGCUGAAGAAGGUUUUCCUGUACAUACUGAUUCCACCAUUAGUUCGAUUAACAGAAAUGAAGUCCAUCAAGAGACCCAAUUGCUUUCUGAAUGCAGUAUUAGUAGAUUACCUGCUGCGCAGGUUGACAGUGUAUUACAAGUAGAUUCUUUGGUUCCAAGGCUUCCCGUUCAUUUACAGGAUGUUGAAAUCAUUUCCGCUCGAGAUAUGGCUCGAAAUAAUGAGAAUACUGGGUCUGGUGUAAGUGGGAAUCUGUUGAGGAAUAUUACAGAUGUAGAAAGCAUCGAAUCAAGACGUCCGGAUAGACGGAUUAGAUCACGAGAACCUGUUGAGAGGAGUGUUCGGUUUAGCCGAACCCUGAGUGUUGGCAGACUGCGAGACAGGGUUCUUCGAAGAUCUUCAUUUUCGGAUGCAUUGUUUGGUCGGCUUCAAGAAGACAGAGAUGUUAGAGAUUCUAGUCAAGAUAACGGAGCACAAGCCUGGACUGGCAUUACAAGACCCUUGGGUUCUAAUGGGACUGCUGAAUCCACACAAGCUUCAUCUAGUUAUCCUCCUAAUGAAUUGAACUCUAUCUACAAUAGUCAAGGUUAUGAUGUCGACGCCUCACGAACCAGAGAAGAUAGGUAUCACGAAAUAAUGGAGCGUAGAACAGAUUUUCUGGAGAGGAGAAGAAGAAUUAGAUCUCAGGUCCGCGCACUUCAGAGGUUGGGUAGUCGCUUCGAGAACUUGUCUGGGCAUGAAAGGUCAUGUAUAUUGUCUGGCCAGCAUAGAACUGGCCUUUGCACAUGCCGAACGAUUAACAGGACCAACACCAACCCAGAUGAUGACUCAAGUGCUAGAGCUAGCAUAUCUAGAAUAGUUAUGUUAGCAGAAGCUUUAUUUGAGGUUCUGGAUGAAAUCCACCAGCAAUCUGUGGUUUUAUCCUCUCGGCCCUCUGUAUCUUCAAUUGGAUCUGUCCCAGCACCAAAAGAGGUGGUGGAAUCUAUGCCUGUAAAGAUAUAUGCGAAGUCACAGAAACAACAGAAUGAGGAUGCUGCACAAUGUUACAUAUGCCUUGUAGAGUAUGAGGAAGGAGAUUGCAUGCGAAUUUUGCCUUGUCAUCAUGAAUUCCACCAGACAUGUGUAGACAAAUGGCUGAAAGAGAUUCACAGACAUGUGUAGACAAAUGGCUGAAAGAGAUUCACAGGGUAUGUCCACUUUGCCGCGGGGAUGUCUGCAGAUCGGAAUCUUUUGCCGUAGACAACUGAGGUUAAAGCUUUGAUGAUGUGCUCAUUGCUCUCCCAUGACCCAAGCAUACCUUGUCAAGUGCUUGCAGAAGACGAAACUUUUGGUAGCCGUGAACUGUUGUAUGUUUGAGAAGAUUCAGAUAUUGAAGUUCGGUUUAUCAGUCCCGUAAGAAGAGUGUGUUCCCCUGAUAUUAGCCAGAAGCAAAUGCCGAUCCCAUGCAAAAACUGGUCCGAAACUCUUGGACGAAAAUUGCAUUUUUAGGAAGCCUAAAAUGCAGAGAAAUAGAGACUGGUCGGGUGACCCACAUUAUUGUUCACUUGUUCAUUUAAAAUACGGAAGUUAUGAAUAUAUAUAUACAUAGUAAUGCUCAGCUUGCAUAAUCAAAUCAGCAAUGGUGGUGUUAAAUGCUAGAAUUAUGUAUUGGAGAACUGUUGAUAGGCAUUCCUGUUAAAAAAAUUACAAUCAGAAACAAAAAUGGAUGAUUAAAAUUCUUUCGAGUGAUA
Papaver somniferum (opium poppy) is the source of this 2516-nucleotide messenger RNA. RefSeq lists its product as uncharacterized. The transcript has 8 exons. The coding region runs from base 268 to 1947 and encodes 559 amino acids. The record is from RefSeq and is a predicted model, not a curated record. NCBI's taxonomy places the organism in Eukaryota, Viridiplantae, Streptophyta, Magnoliopsida, Ranunculales, Papaveraceae.